AUGGAGAAGAUACAAAAGAUGGUCUCCGAGAAGCCUGUCGUGAUCUUCAGCAAGAACUCGUGUUGCAUGUCUCACACAAUCAAGACUCUCUUCGUCGACUUUGGCGUGAACCCAACAAUCUAUGAGCUAGAGGAGAUUAGCAGAGGAAAAGAGAUAGAGCAAUCUUUGGCUCAGCUCGGUUGCAGCCCGACAGUGCCGGUGGUGUUCAUAGGAGGGCAGCUCGUAGGUGGAGCCAAUCAAGUCAUGAGUCUCCAUCUCAAUCGUUCUCUCGUCCCAAUGCUUAAGGGCGUUGGAGCGUUAUCGGUUUGA
Molecule: messenger RNA, 309 nt
Organism: Arabis nemorensis
Lineage: Eukaryota; Viridiplantae; Streptophyta; Magnoliopsida; Brassicales; Brassicaceae
Source: the annotation of a GenBank genome assembly